Molecule: messenger RNA, 3045 nt
Organism: Saccoglossus kowalevskii
Lineage: Eukaryota; Metazoa; Hemichordata; Enteropneusta; Harrimaniidae
Product: short coiled-coil protein B-like
Cellular component (GO): trans-Golgi network
Source: RefSeq, a predicted model, not a curated record
CCGACGGUGGUGAGAGGUUUUAUUAAAUUCCCGUGUUUUGUUACUAAAUUUAGCCUUUGCUGGAGAGAUUUCGCGACCGAUAGAAACGGCACAGAUAUUGGACUAACCAAGCACGAGUAUUUACGCCUAGGUUACCUCGCAUGAAGUAGAAAAAUUCAUAGUAGAGUGGCAGUUCUAACAGACGUCGUUAGGAAAAACCGGAAGGCGCUGGCGGCCUGCAUACAAAUAGACUGACUGACUAGACUAGAUAUUUCUUCAAAUUAAACGCUUUCAAAGAUCACGAUGAGUGGUGCUGGAAAUGGUGCGAUGUUUAAUGUGUCUUUGUCAGAUGACAGUGAGCAAGGUGAAGUUCGCAGUGUAAUGCGGCAAAGCAGUAGUAUGGGGAGUCAGUUUGCUAGUACCCCAAGCAGCACUUGUAGUGAUGAUAAAAUAACUGACGAUGAAGCUGAAGAAAAAGCCAGGCUCAUUUGUCAAGUUCUAGAGUUACAGAACACGUUAGAUGAUUUAUCUGCACGUGUGGAUGGUGUGAAGGAAGAGAACCUUAAACUGAAAUCUGAAAACCAAGUGCUUGGACAAUACAUUGAGAACCUGAUGUCUGCAUCCAGUGUGUUCCAAACCACUUCUCCUAAGAGUAAGAAAAAGUGACUACAGACGUCAUUGAUAACCACCGUUGAAGAAGCCAAAUAAUACACACCUUUCCAGAUGAAAUAUUCUUGUGACGUUUCACCCCCAAUGGAUUGAACCAAAAUUACAAACAAUUGGAUCAUUGUACUGCAGAGAGUGGGGAUGAAAUGCUGCAUCCAUCAUCUUUGCUUAUGUUCCGUUUACGGCAUUGCUCCAAAUGUGUUCUCUGUAAUUAAUGUGCGCUUCCAGACUCUCUCUAUUUCCUUGGCUUCUCGUAAAAGCUUUUUACAUCGACAUUUUACAAAAAAAGACAUUGUUUAUUGAUUAAGAUGUGCAAUAUUUGUCAGACGUUCUCUCUGUGGGUUGGUGUAAGUUUCUUCACGGUAUACAUGUGGAAGUCUAGUAUGAAGUCGCGUAUUGAUUAUAUUCACAGCAGCUUACCUCGCAAUGCACCAUUCACGACAAAUGCCUCAAGUUAUCAACAUAAAUUGGCUCGCUUAUUGUGAACCUUGUUGAGAGGUACGCUAUGAACAUCUUCCAUGACCAACUGACAGUUUGACAGAUACAGUAGCUUUGGUGAGGCAUGUGUGCGACGAAUGCUACUGUGACAGCAAAAAACUGCAGUGCUUCUUGCAGGAUAUAGCUGCAUCGCUACAGCAUGUACAGUCAUGUAUUUCACUUAAUUAGUAAUUCAUCGGUAGUCUUGUGUACAGAUGUUGAACUUUAGUGGUAGUCUUGUUUCUCUGAUGUAAACGAUAAAUAGAUUGAUAGUUACAAUUUAAAGUACUUAUGGAUAAAUCUGAUCAUGUUGUAAAUUAGUUGUUCAGUUUUACUCACUACAUGGCGGCAUUUGCAAAUGUAAUUAAUUUACUGUAUUGCCAGAGAAAAUGCAUGCAGUCAGUUUAUUUAAUGAAAAAACAGCUAAAAGUUCAUUUUCAGGGGAGUAAUUUUUCCCCAUUCCAGAUCAUUUUUGAGGCAAAUGAUAUUAAGAAAUCGCAAUAUAUCAAGUGUUAAAGAACACAAGUAGUAUUCCAGUGAACGUACUCAUAGAUAAUAAUAUUGGAUUUUUGGUGAGGUUGCACUACACGAUUCACAUAGGACACAUUUGUAGAUCUAUAAUGAUUUGUUUUAUUGUUAGUGUGCCCUCACUAUCAGAAUCACAAAUUUGAAUGUAGUGCGAUUCUACUGUAGCUCUUAGCCCCUGUCAACCUAGCCUCCAUACAUUAGACUUGAUUUCAAUUAGAGAUCUCCUUUUAACAAGGUGAACUUUCCUUUGAACUGAAACCUGUUCAAAAUUUAAAGGGAUUUUGAGGCCAAUUCUUUUUAUUCGUAUUUAAAAAAUGUUUUCUCACUGUCUAUGUAGGUGUAGUACAUUGAUUUCCACCGACACACAAACUUCUAACAUAAUGGAAUGUUUUACUUUCAAGAACAAGGUCAAUGAAUAAUGACGGAAAUGAAUACAGUUGGUGGCAGAAACGUUUUAUAAAUUCAAAAUGGUUGUUGGAUUUUUAAUUGGCCAAUGGUAUUGUAGCCAGUAUAAUUCAAUGUCAUGUAAUUAGUAAAUGUUUUAAUUCGAACAAGUAACCAGUCGCAGUGCGUGCAGUAUGGGUGUAGAGAAUGUUUUUGAGCCAAUCAUAAUUACAUAUUUGAGUGAGAGCAGAGGGUCAGUAUUUAUAAAUGAGUUUAUGCAUGAAGGUACAGGUUUCUGCCAUCCACUGUAUGUUGAUGCCUUCAUUAAUUAUUGAGAAUUUGCCCAUGUUUUCACAUUCACAUUAUAGUAGCCACCUUUUCUUUCAUAGUACUUGAAAAUUGUCAGUUCAUAUAAUCCACCUAUUUCACACUUCCUGAUUAUUUCUAUUUUGAUCACAACACAUUAAGGUGCCACCAUUUCAUUCCUUGUUUUAAUACUAUAUAACCAUGAAUAUAUACGCUUUGUUCUCGCUGUGAAAUUUAUUUAUUUAUUGAAAGUGCAAAAAGAAUUCAAUCAUUUUCAGAUUUUUUUUGUGCCAAGUGCCGAUCACGAAAUAUAACUCACAACUGCUACUUAUUAUUGUUCCUGGUACAUUAAAAAGUUUUAGUGAAAUUAAGAAAUUUACUAGUUUUUUUUAUCAAGUAGUAUUGCGAUAAUUUGGAAGUGCUACUUAGAAUAGGCAAAAAUAGUAUGGUUGUAGUGUACAACAAGUUUUCUAUUUCCAUCACAGACACAUUGUUGUACUUUCGAAUGUAAAGAAACGAAAGUGACAAAUGUCAUUUAAUCCUUACAAAUAAUAUUGGCAUUUGCAACAAAUCAUACACAUUUGUACUGUAUCUCAGUUUUAAUAGACUGCAGUUUCUUUACUUUGAAUCUAUCACAGAUUUUGUGAUUAGCACUAUCUGCCUAAUACUACUGGUAUGUCUGUACUAAAAGUUUUUUUUAAUGAA